CGGGUCUGUCCGCUGGACGACAGGGAGAACCGACACACGCUGGGCUGGAACCAACCGCUCCUGCCUCGAAAAAAGUUUACUUCAACCGUACAAGAAAUAUGUGCUUUGAGUUUGACUCGACUCUCUCUUAAGUUUUCGUCUUGUGAGGAGAACCGACUUUACGGUCAUGGAGAGGAAGCAGACAGCAGCGCGCUGUUAGUCGGCGGAUCCUGGAGGAGGAAUGGACGGUUUCAUAGCUGGACGCACUCGAAAGGACUGAGCCUCCUGUCUGCACCUCCAUGUCUCCGUCCUCUCCGUGCCAGGUGCCUGCUCGGGACAAUGGGGGCUACGGAUACAGGCACGCGCCUGUGUCACCCGCGCCGCCCGUCCCUCCGAGGAGGCUCCGGAGCCGGGAUGGGGGCGCCGGAGGGAGGACGCGGCGAUCCGGAGCAGACAAGCCGGAGAGGAGGUUGAAGUGUGUCCUGGUGGGGGACGGAGCUGUGGGGAAAACCAGCCUGGUUGUCAGCUACACCACCAAUGGUUACCCCACCGAGUACGUCCCGACUGCCUUCGACAACUUCUCAGCAACUGUGUCCGUGGAUGGGCAGCCAGUCCGGUUACAACUGUGUGACACAGCUGGACAGGAUGAGUUUGAUAAGCUCCGCCCCCUGUGCUACACCAGUGCAGAUGUGUUCCUGCUGUGCUUCAGUGUGGUCAGUCCUGCCUCCUUCCAGAAUGUCCCAGAAAAAUGGGUACCUGAGAUCCACAAACACGCCCCGUUGGUUCCUCUUGUUCUGGUCGGGACACAGUGUGAUCUUCGAGAGAACGUCAAGGUCCUCAUCGAUCUGGCCAAGUACAAAGAGCGGCCUGUUGACCCGGCGGACGCCCAGGAUUGUGCAGUGGAGAUCGGAGCAGUGGCGUACGUGGAGUGCUCCUCUCUGACCCAAAAGAAUCUCAAGGAAGUGUUUGACACAGCCAUAUUGGCCAGCCUGCAGAACCACAGCCCUCGAAAUCCCAGGCGAGGAAAAAAACAAAAGCGUUGGACAAAGCAGAGGCAGGCGCCAAACAAGAUGAAAAGACUGUCAAAGUCGUGGUGGAAAAGGUACUGUUGUGUGGCCUAGAGUCCGGUCUGGCUUCAGUUGUGUCUGGACUCCUGGUUUUUCCACCUGAAGGAGCCAGAUGCAGGAAACCAAGGAAGUUUGAUUUGAUGCCGAUGAGAUUUACUACUGAGCCUCUCCUGUGUAUUAUUGGCCUUAUUGGCAUCAGUCAGUACGUUUUGGGGGACAACGUGCUGAUUAUUCCAAGAGUAACUUGGAAAUGGACUUUCUAAUGAAUCCCUUCCACUAAAUUAGGAUUCAUAUGGAUUUUUCUUGUUGCAGUUGUUGUGAACCAGACUGCUACAAUGUCAAUGUCAGCACUGGUGACCAAAGUAAAAACUGCAUCUAGUCAGUCAUGUUUUUUUUAAAUGCAUCUAAAUUUAGAGUCCUUUUUAAAAAAAAACAACAACUGCAUGAGCUUGAACUUCCCACAAACAAAACUUUCAACAUUUUUUUCUGAUCAAGCCCUGCCAGCAUGCAGUUACUGUAAAGACGUUUUGUAACCAGACUAUCUAAAGAAAUGUACUAACUCCUCCGUUAUUUAUCCUGGGCUGCAUCAGAUUUUUAUUGAACCUGCCUGUUAGUGUAUCCUGGAAUAUGCCUCACUUUUUGCUUAAUGAAAACAGGUUUUUCCUUUUGUCUUAAGACAAUGACUUCUCAUGAAAGCAUAAAAGCACAGACUCUUCUGUGAACGCAAACUGUCUUAAUUGACACAUUUUUACUUCAAGCUGUGAUAACUGUCUACAUUCGCCCCAUGCUGUGUGGCGUAUUAUAAGUGUUUGUGAGUGAAUCUGAAUCUAGAAAACAUCUUUGAUAUGAAAUGCAAUUGGUUAAAUUGAAAUAAUCUUUUUUUUUUAGAAGCGACAGCUUCCUUUCAGAGGUUCAUGUUGCAAAAACGAACAGACACAAUAAAUCUGGUUCACAUUGUGCUCUAUGUAACAUUGACUUAUUGUUGUCUUAAACUGAACAUGAUGUUACCAGCAUACUUGUUCAACCAGUUGUUCUCUCUAUAUGCUAAUGUUUGUUUUAAAGCUUUUGUCAACCAAACCAAAUUAUAUAUUUUUUUAUUAUUUUUAGUAAUAAUGCCAAGAGUGGGGUUCAGCUGCCACUCACUCCCUGAUUUAUACUAAACUUUUUCAACUUUUUACUAAACCAAACACUGAUACCUACUUUGCCUCAAAGCUCCUUGUUCUGGAAACUUUGAACCAACAAGGUCAAAAGUGCAACUAGACAAAUUCCUGUCAUGGACUUUAAAUCAAUCUGCACGUUUUGUAUGCAUGUAUGGUAAAAGUAUAUAAGUAUAUAAAAAAGUUAUUUUCUUUGUUUGCUGCAAUGCUCCAUUCACAUCAUUCAGUUUAGAGUUCCACUCUAAUCAUUUUUGAUCUGUGUUCAAAUUCUUCACAGUGGUCUUUUAAUUAUGAUUAUGUAGUUUUUAGCCAAAAUAAAAAAACCUGUGUUGGA
Molecule: messenger RNA, 2537 nt
Organism: Oryzias latipes (Japanese medaka)
Lineage: Eukaryota; Metazoa; Chordata; Actinopteri; Beloniformes; Adrianichthyidae
Gene: rhoua
Product: ras homolog family member Ua
Biological process (GO): small GTPase-mediated signal transduction
Molecular function (GO): GTPase activity; GTP binding
Source: RefSeq, a predicted model, not a curated record